Aspergillus puulaauensis is the source of this 4584-nucleotide messenger RNA. RefSeq names its product lysophospholipase (gene nte1). Gene Ontology annotation, biological process: phosphatidylcholine metabolic process. The transcript has 2 exons. Bases 1 to 4584 code for a protein of 1527 amino acids. Gene Ontology annotation, molecular function: phosphatidylcholine lysophospholipase A1 activity. The record is from RefSeq and is a predicted model, not a curated record. Gene Ontology annotation, cellular component: endoplasmic reticulum. NCBI's taxonomy places the organism in Eukaryota, Fungi, Ascomycota, Eurotiomycetes, Eurotiales, Aspergillaceae.
AUGGCCGAUAGUGGAGCAUCCUCUCCUUCGUCCGACCUCCCAGACCUAGACUCUCUCCAUGCAUCUCUGUCCUCUCUUUCCUGCACUCCCCCCUCUGUUGCGGCACUCUCUCUGUCGACGUCGCCUCCCGCAAUAACCGCCAGUGUCUCCGGUCUCCCACGCUUUUCAAACCAUCUUCCCCCGCCCCCGCAGGUGUUCCUGCCCACUUCUACGACCAUGGUGGGGUGGAUCGGUUGGGUGUUUUCUCUGGUUUUCCAGACCAUUCCGAGUGUUUUAUACUGGAUAAUCACCUUCACGACCAUCACAUUGCCAACAUGGCUCUUCACACUCUUUUCUACGAGCUUGACGUUCACAAUGAAUUUCACAACACUGCUACUGAUCAUACUGGCGGUCGUCUCGACCAUCAGCUGGUUCAUUCGCUACCGGUUUCUAAACAUGUACAGCCGGCUACCCCCUGAGCCCCAACGCAAGGAACCGCAACUCGACCUCUUCCCGGACGUGCAGGAAGGCGAUUCGAAACCGGGUUUGGCCAAUUACCUUGAUGAAUUUCUGAGCGCGAUCAAAGUGUUUGGUUACCUCGAGAGACCCGUCUUUCAUGAGUUGACACGAACGAUGCAAACAAGAAAGUUAAUCGCGGGAGAGACUCUCCAACUCGAGGAAGAAAAGGGAUUCUGUCUGGUUGUAGAUGGACUGGUUCAAAUAUUCGUCCAGUCUAUUCGGGAUGGAAAACACAACCUGAAUGGUGAGGUCAUCGAGGACUCGUCAGAUGAAGAGGGCCAAUCUCAGGAUGGGAAACAAGGGUAUCAGCUGCUCACAGAAGUGAAGAAUGGUGCUGCUAUGUCAUCUUUAUUCUCGAUCCUAUCCCUGUUUACGGAGGACAUCCAAAUGCGAAUCAACGGAGGCUCAUAUUCGAGUAUGUCGAGUGUUCAGCCGAGUCCUGCUCGGCAACCCGACUCGAUCCCCGCUAGUCCCGGUGGUGGUUUGAAUGGGUCGCCUCCGGCUAUACCCAUGGACUAUGAAGACGACAACUCCACCAUCAACGGCGAGGGGGAAUUCUUGCCUUCGGUUCCUCCGCUACAUCUACCAGAGAGCCGUGCACCCCCCAAGAGUCGACCUAGAAGCUCGGGGAAGGUGCAUUCCAUCCCUCGGAAAUCAGUCCAUCCGGACAUCGUGGCUCGAGCCAUGGUUGAUACGACGAUUGCAAUUAUCCCAGCGAGUGCCUUCCGACGCUUGACACGCCUUUACCCUAGAGCUACCGCCCAUAUAGUUCAGGUGAUCCUUACACGACUACAGAGAGUCACAUUUGCGACAGCACACUCGUACCUCGGUCUAACAAACGAAGUUCUUGGAAUUGAGAAACAAAUGACCAAAUAUACAACGUUUGACUUGCCGAAUGAAAUCCGGGGGGCGGCAUUAGAUCGACUGAAAGAGAAAUUCUUGAAAGAAAAGGACCGCCUAGGCUCAGAAGAAGUCACUAAAGGAAUUGCAUUGCAUAACCCUUACGCCGGUAGAAGAGGCCGGUCGAGUAGCUUCCUAAGAAAGGAAGCUGCUCUUCAAGCAAAGAUGGCGAUGACACAGAGACCUAUCUCCCUUGCCAACCCGGAAAAGUCCCCUGGUGGUCGCGACACAGCUGGAGUUAGCCCUGGAGACCUUCUUUCCACUAUCCAACUCUCUCGAUUUGGCCCUAAGCAUGAUCAAUUCGCUACUGCUCCUAGAUUUCUCUCUCCACUAGCCGACAAAGAGCGCUCACCGAUGCGUCGUUCCUCGUUUCAACGGAAAGAUUCGGUUGACGAGGACGCUUUAUUCCGCGAGUCGAUAUUGGACUGUAUUAUGAACGGCAUUGGUCUGACAGCCAGCUCUCAUGAUGCGCUCCGCAAAGGAAGUCAUGCCUCCGGUGAACUAUCCCCGAAAUUAGUUUCAUACGAUUCGCGCCGCCAGAAAGCUGUAUUUAGCAAUAACGCAUUUGGAUUCAUUGACGCCUACGAGGGAUCUGGAGACGGUGAAACCGAGUCGAUCAUGUCUAUGUCUGUAACGAGCGCCGGCGGUACAUCGCCUAUUGUUAAUUUGAGGGAAGAGCUUCGUAACGAUAUAGAAAUCGUUUACUUUCCCAAGGGAUCAGUUCUCGUGGAACAGGGUGAACGCCAUCCGGGGUUGUAUUAUGUUAUAGACGGUUUUCUCGACGUGGGAGUUCAAGUCAACGAAAAGGGAGAGGACCUUGUCGGGACGUCAAGGCCCGGCCACUUGCAAUUUCAGGAGGAACUAUUCCCAACAUUAAAGCGGACCCAGACAGCUACAUCACGCGGGUCUACUACUGCAGCUUCUACAAACGACCCCAAGCGCAAGAGGCAAUCCCGGAAGUCCCUCUACAUGAUCAAGCCGGGUGCAAUUCAGGGCUAUGUAGGCGCGAUGGCGUCGUACCGCUCUUAUACCGAUGUUGUCGCAAAGACAGAUGUCUACGUAGGGUUCCUUCCGCGAACGUCUUUGGAAAGAUUGGCGGAACGAUAUCCAAUUGCUUUGUUGACACUGGCAAAGAGACUCACGGGCCUUCUACCACGCCUGCUUCUCCAUAUCGAUUUUGCUUUGGAGUGGGUGCAGGUAAAUGCUGGCCAAGUCAUUUAUCAUCAGGGUGAUGAGAGUGAUGCUAUCUAUAUCACGCUAAAUGGACGCCUUCGGUCGGUCCUUGAGGGGGCAGGGGGCAAAAUGACUGUCGUUGGGGAGCAUGGACAAGGUGAAAGUGUUGGCGAGUUGGAAGUGAUGACAGAGUCGACGCGACCCGCAACGUUGCACGCCAUACGAGAUACCGAACUAGCCAAGUUCCCUCGGUCUCUUUUCAACAGCCUGGCCCAGGAGCACACUGGGAUUACAAUCCAGGUCUCAAAACUCAUCGCCCAGCGGAUGCGGGAUCUAGUCGAAAACCCGAUGUCUGAACAAAGCACCGAGCCUGGUAAUACCGGCAGCGUCAAGACCGCGACGUCAACCCUCAAUCUCCGCACUGUUGGAAUUCUUCCGAUCACCACUGGUGUUCCAGUUGUUGAAUUCGGCAAUCGGCUCCUGAACGCUCUACAGCAAAUCGGUGUUACUGAUGGUGUGACAUCUUUAAACCAAGCGGCUAUCCUGAAUCACCUUGGCCGACAUGCUUUUAGCAGGAUGGGAAAGCUUAAGCUUUCACAGUAUCUAGCCGAUUUAGAGGAGAAAUAUGGAAUGGUUCUGUACAUCGCUGACACCAAUGUGAACUCGCCAUGGACUCAAACAUGCAUUAGCCAGGCCGACUGUAUCCUCUUGGUUGGCCUUGCAGAGUCGUCCCCAAACGUGGGAGAGUACGAAAGAUUCUUACUCGGAAUGAAGACCACGGCACGAAAGGAACUCGUGUUGCUGCAUGCAGACAGAUAUUGCCCCCCUGGCAUCACUCGAAAAUGGUUGAAGAACCGUGUUUGGAUCAACGGAGGUCACCAUCAUAUUCAAAUGGGGUUCCGUCUCACUGCUGAGCCAUCGCAUCCUCAAGCAAAACGGCUGGGUACGGUUUUGAAGCAAAGAGUUCAGAUCCUCCAGGCCGAGAUCCAGAAAUACACUUCUCGCCGCAUUCGCCAAACUCCACUUUACUCUGCCCAAACACCAUUUAAGGGCGAUUUCCACCGCUUAGCGCGCCGGCUCUGUGGCAGGGCGGUUGGCCUGGUUCUUGGAGGAGGUGGUGCACGAGGUAUUGCUCAUGUGGGGGUUAUUAAGGCUCUGGAGGAGGCUGGAAUCCCCGUUGACAUUGUUGGUGGGACAUCCAUUGGUGCCUUUAUUGGUGGUCUGUAUGCCAGGGAUGCAGAUGUUGUCCCAAUGUAUGGCCGUGCAAAGAAAUUCGCUGGGCGCAUGGGAAGCAUGUGGCGCUUUGCCUUGGAUCUGACCUACCCGUCCAUGUCGUACACCACUGGCCAUGAAUUUAACCGCGGAAUAUUCAAGACCUUUGGCGAUAGCCAGAUUGAAGAUUUUUGGCUCGAGUUCUACUGCAACACGACCAAUAUCAGCCGAUCUCGAGCCGAGUACCAUUCCUCCGGUUACAUCUGGCGUUAUGUGCGUGCAUCGAUGUCACUCGCUGGCCUUCUCCCUCCUAUUUGCGAUGAGGGGAGCAUGUUACUCGACGGAGGCUACAUUGAUAAUCUUACUGUAGCCCAUAUGAAGACACUGGGCGCAGACGUGAUCUUCGCCGUUGACGUUGGCUCCAUCGAUGACAACACCCCACAGGGCUAUGGUGAUUCCCUCUCUGGCUUUUGGUCAGUUGUUAACCGUUGGAAUCCGUUUUCUGCGAUUCCAAAUCCUCCAACCCUAUCUGAGAUCCAGGCGCGACUGGCUUAUGUCUCUUCUAUUGACAAUCUCGAGCGGGCCAAGAACAUGCCGGGCUGCCUCUACAUGCGUCCUCCAAUUGACCGCUACGGAACCCUUGAAUUCGGCAAUUUCGACGAAAUUUACCAAGUUGGAUAUGUUUAUGGCAAGGAAUACUUGCUGAAGCUCAAGACCGAAGGAUCCCUACCACUUCCAGAGGAAACCGAAGAAAAGAAAAAGCUUCAGCGUACACUGGCACCUCGACGUGCAAGUAUAUAA